ACGUCCGGGAGCCACAGAUCCCGUGUGGAGGUGGUGCGGAGCAGUUGGCUUCCUAGCGGCGUGGGAAGUAGUGUGUUCUGGCAGGCUGCGGUGGAACCUCUAUAAAGAAGAAUCAGGAGAUUGGCAUCUUCGGUUGAAGCACUUCGAACCGAGCGGCGGCAGCACCUACGAGUCAUGAGCGACAGCGGAGAGCAGAACUACGGCGAGCGGGUUAAUGUUGAAGAAGGAAAAUGCGGAAGUCGUCAUUUGACAAGUUUUAUAAAUGAGUAUUUGAAGCUCAGGAAUAAGUGAAGCUGAAAUUUGAAAAAAAUAAAAGAAAGAAUGCAUGCUAAUUAUCAGACCAGAAGUCCCACUUGUAGAAUAUUGAGCAAUUUGUGUGAAGUGGGGAAGAUGAAAGAAGUCAGAAUUUGAAACGGAAGAAUGAAGAAAAGAAAUAAAAAUGAAGUUAAGAUAAGAAGUAAUCUGGAAUCAGAAAGCACUACGCUAAGAAUCCCGUUCUGCUUCCAGAAGUGGAAGUGCUCAUGGAUCUGGGAAAUCUGCAAGGCAUACCCCUGCAAGGUCUCGCUCCAAGGAAGAUUCCAGGCGUUCCAGAUCAAAGUCCAGGUCCAGAUCUGAAUCUAGGUCUAGAUCCAGAAGAAGUUCUCGAAGGCAUUAUACAAGGUCACGAUCUCGGUCUCGCUCCCAUAGACGAUCCCGUAGCAGAUCUUACAGUCGAGAUUAUCGAAGACGUCAUAGCCACAGUCAUUCUCCCAUGUCUACUCGGAGGCGUCAUGUCGGGAAUCGGGCAAAUCCCGAUCCCAACUGUUGCCUUGGCGUAUUUGGAUUGAGCUUGUACACUACAGAAAGAGAUCUAAGAGAAGUAUUCUCUAAAUAUGGCCCCAUUGCUGAUGUGUCUAUUGUAUAUGACCAGCAGUCUAGACGUUCAAGAGGAUUUGCCUUUGUUUAUUUUGAAAAUGUAGAUGAUGCCAAGGAAGCAAAAGAGCGUGCCAAUGGAAUGGAGCUUGAUGGACGUAGAAUCAGAGUUGAUUUCUCUAUAACAAAAAGACCACAUACCCCAACACCAGGAAUUUACAUGGGGAGACCUACCUAUGGCAGCUCACGCCGUCGUGAUUACUAUGACAGAGGAUACGAUCGAGGCUAUGAUGAUCGGGACUACUAUAGCAGAUCAUACAGAGGAGGAGGUGGAGGAGGAGGAGGAUGGAGAGCUGCUCAAGACAGGGAUCAGAUUUACAGAAGGCGGUCACCUUCUCCUUACUAUAGUCGUGGAGGAUACAGAUCCCGUUCCAGAUCUCGAUCAUACUCACCUCGUCGCUAUUAAAGCAUGAAGUGGAAGACUUUCUGACACCUGCCCUAGAGUUUGGAUAUUGUUUGUGGACAAUAUUUUUUAUUGUCUCCUGUUUAAAAAGUGAACAGUGCCUAGUGAAGUUAGGUGACUUUUACACCUUUUAUGAUGACUACUUUUGGUGGAGUUGAAAUGCUGUUCUCAUUCUGCAUUUGUGUAGUUCGGUGCUUUGUUCAAAGUUAAGUGUUUUCAGAAAAGUAUGUUUUGCAUGUAUUUUUUUACAGUCUAAAUUUUGACUGCUGAGAAGUUUCUAUUGUACAAAACUUCAUUUAAAAGGUUUUUCUACUGAAUCCAGGGUAUUCUGAAGAUCGAAGCCUGUGUGUAAAAUGCUACCAAAUGGCAAAAAGCAACAAUAAAGUUUGAUUUUUACUUUCCUUUCUAACAUAUCAGUGCUUAGCAGAACUGUUCAGAUUAGGUUGUCAGCAGUAAAUUUGAAGACCAAAAAUGCCCAUUUUUCUUCAGUCCAUAAAACAUACCAUACUUAAUAUACCUGCAAGUAAGUGUUAAAAAUUAUGCUCUGUAACUCAGUACUGCUAGUAUUAGAACUAAUGAUCUUUCAAUAACAGCAAAUGCUUAAUGCUUAUAUAAAUGUGGAUUUGUCAGCCUUUAUAUAAUCUGUAUUGUUUAUAGCAGGGAGUAAGAAAAGAGUUACACAAUGUAUGACUUUAAAAGGCUAUUUCUUAAAGCUGUUUUAAGGGGAUAAUGGUAUUUCAACUGGUUAUCAGUAAGUGACAAUACAUUCCACCACAAAUGUACUCGUUCUAGCUUUUAGACUAUAUUAAAAAAAAACUGGGUGCUUCAGAGUUUAGGAAAAGAAGGGAACACUACUGUGUUGUGGAUGAACUGAAGACUGCCUGUUCAUUUUUUAAAUAUUAUUUUCAGAUCCUUUGCUUAACAGAGGAGGCCCAAUUUCACUCAAAUGUUUUGAGAACUGUGUUAAAUAAAUGCAAAUGAAAAGUAAAAGGCUGGUACAACU
This is a messenger RNA of Phyllostomus discolor (pale spear-nosed bat), 2318 nucleotides long. It is a transcript of the gene TRA2B, whose product is annotated as transformer 2 beta homolog. Lineage: Eukaryota; Metazoa; Chordata; Mammalia; Chiroptera; Phyllostomidae. The transcript is spliced from 10 exons. The coding region runs from base 752 to 1318 and encodes 188 amino acids. The record is from RefSeq and is a predicted model, not a curated record. Gene Ontology annotation, biological process: positive regulation of mRNA splicing, via spliceosome. Gene Ontology annotation, cellular component: spliceosomal complex. Gene Ontology annotation, molecular function: RNA binding.